Messenger RNA from Owenia fusiformis, 2665 nucleotides. The record is from the annotation of a GenBank genome assembly. NCBI's taxonomy places the organism in Eukaryota, Metazoa, Annelida, Polychaeta, Sabellida, Oweniidae.
UUAUGUAUUCAUUCAUAAUGUUGAGUGAUUUUGAAUAAUUAUUAAUUUUAACUACCAGAGUAAAAGCUUGUGGAGCAAAGUUUAAUAGAUUCAUCCCUACAAUUGAUGACAUAUCAUAUUGUCCUAAAUACAUGCAUGUAAAAUACAAUCUAUUGUCUUAUUGUUCAAUCAAAGAAGACGAGAGAUAAUAUAAGUUUCUGAUGUGCGCACAUAGCUUAAGUUAACACUAUCUCCAGCCCAGGUAAAUAUAAGUUUAUCAAAAUGUAAUUUGAUAAGAAGAUAUGUAAAGGUAGUUCAUGAGUUGUUCAACAAUAGAAUUCAUUUGUUAUCACAGGUUCAACAUAUGGUAAUACGUUCUAAUAACCAAUUGCCCGACAACCAAAUAUUAUAGGAUUUUUCAAUUUGGAGACAUUGAAAGUUUAGGGUACCUGUAUUUGGGUCAUUGUCACAGGUAUACAUUUGCACCCAAUAAGGGUCGAAAGGAAAAUGCCCAAAUAUAGCUUGACAACAGAGCCGCAGGAAAUCACUGCAAUAAAAGACAAUGCUGGGGGAGGUAAUUAUGAUAUAUCUGCGAGUCCAGAUCCUGACAUUAAGGUGACUGAGGAGGGGGAUGAUGAGGAGACUGAACGUGGUCAGUGGGGAGGAUAUUGCGACUUCCUCCUAACAUGUAUAGGAUAUUGCGUGGGACUUGGAAAUGUAUGGAGAUUUCCAUAUUUAUGUUUUAAAAAUGGAGGCGGGGCGUUUCUGAUCCCCUACAUAAUAUCUUUAUUACUUAUGGGAAUACCCCUGUAUUUCCUGGAAUUAUCAUUUGGACAGUUUGCUAGUAUUGGACCAAUAGCAAUAUGGAAGGCAGUUCCUGUAUUUAAAGGUCUCGGGUAUGCUAUGGUUAUAGUAAACACAGUUAUAUCUCUGUACUACAUUGUGAUUGUCGCAUGGGUCUGGUACUUUUUCUUCACAUCAAUGCGCUCCCCACUCCCCUGGGUGGAUUGUAAUAAUCGUUGGAACACACCAAAUUGCUUUGAUAGACAACAGGCCAUCAAUUGUACUGCUCUGAAUGCUACCUUCUUUAAUGGAACUGUCUCAAACUGCUCAGAGGUUCCAGAAUUGUUAUCAAAAACUCAAACACCAGCUCAUGAGUACUUCUAUAAUCAUGUGCUUGAGUUGACUGAUGGUUUGGGUGACUUGGGAGGGAUGAGAUGGCCUCUUCUGGGUACUUUGUUCCUCAGCUGGGUCAUUGUUUUUCUUGUACUUAUUAAGGGUGUGGCCUCACUAGGGAAGGUUGCAUAUUUCUCCUCGUUGUUCCCCUACUUCAUGAUGACAGCCCUGUUGAUACGAGGUGCCACAUUAGAGGGGGCCAGGAAAGGAAUAGAGUUCUAUAUGAUACCAAAGUGGGAGAGACUAGCUGAUAUACAGGUAUGGAGUGAUGCUGCUAAUCAAAUCUUCUACUCUCUCGGCAUUAGCAUUGGUACCCUGACUGCAAUGUCCAGCUUUAACAGAUUCAACCACUACUGUCUACGAGAUGCCCUCAUUGUACCAUUCAUUAACUGUGCCACCAGUAUAUAUGCUGGUUUUGCUGUAUUCUCAGUGCUUGGCUUUAUGGCUACCAGGGCCAACCUGCCUGUGGAACAGGUUGCUGUGUCAGGUCCAGGGCUUGUGUUUGUAGUGUACCCCGAAGGACUAACUCAGAUGCCAGGAUCCCCUACCGCCUGGGCCAUCCUUUUCUUUAUCAUGAUGAUGUUUCUUGGAUUCAGCUCACAGUUUUCCCAAGUUGAGACGAUUAUUUCAGCAUUUAAUGAUGAAUCCGGGGGCUGGUUCCUCAGAGGAAGAUGGAGGGGUUUAGCAUUCAGGGCAACUGUGUGUCUCAUUAUGUUUGCUUGUGGAAUACCUCUAGUCUUUCAGGGUGGCUUCUAUGUGUUUACAAUAUUUGACACUUAUGCUGGAGGAUUCCCUCUCCUUAUAAUAGGUCUACUAGAAGUCAUUGUUAUCACAUAUAUAUAUGGAUUCAAUAGAUUUGCUGAAGAUAUUCAGAUGAUGAUUGGGUAUAAACCAAGUUUGUUUAUAAGAGCUUUUUGGAAUGUCAUUACACCACUACUUUUGUUGGUGAUCAUUAUACUGAAGAUUGUGCAAUACAAGCCAUUAACAUUUGGGGAUUACACAUACCCCCCUUGGUAUGGAGCAAUAUCAUGGUCGCUGGUUGCUCUCCCACUGUUAUUCAUUCCAGGGGUUGGGUUAGCAGUGCAUUGUAAAAAUGGAGGUUGGAAGAUAUUUAAGAAGACACUUGCCCCCGCGGCAGAAUGGGGACCUGCAUUAAAUAAACAUCGCACAGGACGAUAUGAACCAAUCGUUAAAAACAGGAUAGAACUUGAAUCAGGACCAUCAUUCACUCCAUCAAGUGGGGAUGAACUACCCCCUGCAUAUAUUAAUGCAUAUGAUAACACUACUAGUAAUUACUACGCAAAUGCUAAUGGUCAUAUACCUAGUAAUGAGAAAAAUGGACCAGAACAAACAAUGAAUAAUGAUGGUGGAAAGACGAACUUAGCGUUUGAAGGAGAGCAAAGAUUUUAAAUGUAACACUUAGGACAUCUGUAGAUAUUAUGUUUAAUAAAUAUGUAGAUACUAAUAUUAUGUAGAAUAUCUUUAAUAAAAUUCUAUCUCAUACUGAGAA